ACUGAGUAUGGCUGGUCCAGGGCCACUCUGGUUUUAUCUGCAUGACAAAGUGCGCGUGCAGGUCAAGAUUGUGACAACCUGAAAGCUUUCCAUCUUUGAAACUCACAAAUCCAUCACUUUGAUUCAAUUACUCUCUUAUCCCCAUGUCCCAUUUUCAUCCCCAUCCUCAUCCAUCACACAAAUAUAUAGAAAACACUGAAUUGAGGAUGAUGAGGGAUAUGAACAACCGAAUACGCGAGACCAGGAAAAAGCCGCAACGUCUAAAAUUUAACAUCUUUGUUUGAGAAAAGCCACAACACAAAACAAAAUUUCUCAAAGAAAAUUCCUACCACUUACGACAAAACCGCCUUCAGGAGAAUUUUCAUUUUCCAUAUAGAUCCAAGCCUAUAAGAAUAUUCGCUAUGCAUUAUGAAAUCGAUGAUGUACGCAGGACUUGAUUCUUUGCCUUCAAAAUUGGAAUAUUAGGAACUAGCUGUCUCAAGUGCGUCUAUAUGAUUAAGAAUAAGCUGUCCCUUUACCCAUCGUGGGCGUACCGUGAUACGCAUCAAUAAUGUACCGCUGUCGGAUGGAUUGGUACAAAACGUUGAAACUUAAAGAUCACCUCUGAAAAAAUAAUCUCUUUCAGUUCGACCCGAGGGGUGUAGAAGAAAAUAACUGCCACUGGAUGAGAUGGGAUUUAGUUUUACUCUUCCACUAGAGGCUUCUUUUGCUGUUUAGUGUAUUGUUGAGUUGAAUUUUGUGUUAAACAUUAUGAAAAAAGCAAACUAGACUGCAGAAUAUGAUGAAUUCUUCACCAUCCAAACAUUUCAACGAUGCAGAAUAACAGAAGAAUAAAAGGACUUCGAUGGUCGUUUCAUUAUUUCCACUCGUAUAAUCAUUCGUGUACCGACAAAAGAACCUAUCUUAGUGAAACUCCCACUGCCACCCCCACCCUCUUCUUGUUAUUUUCAUUUCCCUCCCCAAUUGCCUUAUUUAAACACAAACCACGCACCACAACAAAAUAAACUCAACAGUCAACGCACUCUCCCUUUCCCUUUUCCUUUCCCUUUUCCUUUCCCUUUCUCUCUCGCUUUCUUCUUCUCCCUUUUCCUCCUUUUGGCUAUCCAGAAAAAUGGAUGGUUUUUUCCGAACAGUGGUGGCGAGUGUGCCUGUGGGAGUGGGUGCACUAUUGUUCACGACGUUGUGCGUCGUGGGAGGGGGGUUGGUUUAUUUCUAUGGACCUUACUGGGGAGUGAGAAGGGUGCCUGGUCCACCAGCUAUUCCGCUGGUCGGACACCUUCCCUUGCUGGCUAAGUACGGCCCAGACGUUUUCUCUGUCCUCGCCUCCCAAUAUGGCCCCAUCUUCAGGUUCCAUAUGGGUAGGCAGCCAUUGAUAAUUAUAGCAGACCCUGAGCUUUGUAAAGAAGUUGGUAUCAAGAAAUUCAAGGACAUCCCAAAUAGAAGUGUCCCUUCUCCAAUAUCAGCUUCCCCGCUUCAUCAGAAAGGUCUUUUCUUCACAAGGGAUGCAAGAUGGUCGACAAUGCGAAACACUAUACUAUCGGUCUAUCAGCCCUCUCAUCUUACGAGACUAAUACCUACUAUGCAAUCAAUCAUUGAAACUGCCACUCAAAAUCUCCAUUCCUCUGUCGAGGAAGACAUCCCUUUCUCCAAUCUCUCCCUCAAAUUGACCACCGAUGUAAUUGGAACAGCAGCCUUCGGUGUCAACUUUGGGCUCUCUAAUCCUCAAGCAACCAAAACUUGCGGUACCAAUGGCCGUGACAGCAAAAAUGAUGAAGUUUCAGACUUCAUCAAUCAACAUAUCUACUCCACAACGCAGCUCAAGAUGGAUUUAUCGGGUUCCUUCUCAAUCAUUUUGGGACUUCUUGUCCCUAUACUCCAAGAACCAUUUAGACAAAUCCUGAAGAGAAUACCAUCCACCAUGGACUGGAAAGUUGACCGGACAAAUCAGAAGUUAAGUGGUCGGCUUAAUGAGAUCGUGGACAAGAGAAUGAAAUGUAACGAUCGAAGUUCAAAAGACUUCUUAUCUCUCAUUUUGAGAGCAAGAGAGUCAGAGACGGUAUCAAGGAAUGUCUUCUCUCCAGACUACAUCAGCGCAGUCACGUACGAACACCUACUUGCUGGUUCAGCUACUACAGCAUUCACGUUGUCUUCUAUUGUAUAUUUAGUUGCUGGACAUCCAGAAGUCGAGAAGAAGUUGCUAGAAGAGAUUGACAACUAUGGUCCAUCAGAUCAGAUACCAACAGCUAAUGAUCUUCAACAAAAGUUUCCAUAUCUUGAUCAGGUGAUUAAAGAGGCUAUGAGGUUCUACACUGUUUCCCCUCUAGUAGCUAGGGAGACAUCUAAAGAUGUGGAGAUUGGUGGAUAUCUUCUUCCCAAGGGAACAUGGGUUUGGUUAGCACUUGGAGUUCUUGCCAAGGAUCCAAAGAAUUUUCCAGAACCUGAUAAAUUUAAACCCGAGAGGUUUGAUCCAGAUGCAGAAGAGGAGAAACAAAGACACCCCUAUGCCUUAAUCCCGUUCGGAAUUGGUCCUCGAGCAUGUAUUGGUCAGAAGUUCGCCCUUCAGGAAUUGAAGCUCACUUUGAUUCAUUUGUAUAGGAAGUUUGCAUUUAGGCAUUCCCUCUCCAUGGAACAACCUCUUGAACUUGAGUAUGGUGUCAUUCUCAACUUCAAGAAUGGUGUCAAGCUCAGAGUGAUUAACCGUAAAUAGAGGGUAUUACAUUGACUAUGGCCAAAAUCUUAUAGGCUGUGAGAAUCUAAUUCUAUCAGUUUGUACGCUAAGUGUCAAUCAUCAAAGCUAUGUCAAAAGAAGGUUAUGUAUGUUUCUAAAAGAUAUAUUCUCCCCAAAA
This is a messenger RNA of Cucurbita moschata (crookneck pumpkin), 2846 nucleotides long. RefSeq names its product cytochrome P450 711A1. Gene Ontology annotation, molecular function: heme binding; iron ion binding; monooxygenase activity. The coding region runs from base 1112 to 2707 and encodes 531 amino acids. NCBI's taxonomy places the organism in Eukaryota, Viridiplantae, Streptophyta, Magnoliopsida, Cucurbitales, Cucurbitaceae. The transcript is spliced from 5 exons. The record is from RefSeq and is a predicted model, not a curated record.